GUCGAGCGGGUCCCCGCGCGCGUGUGCGGCCCGGGCCCGCGGCGGGCGACGCCGGAACCUGGCCAACCGGUUCUCCGAGUCGGCGGGUGCGCAGGCCGCGCCGGGCCGCCGCCUGUGCCAAGUCCCCGCCCUGCUCGGGGGUCCGGGGCCCGGCCUGGCGGACGCUUCCGGCCGGCCCCGCGGCGGCCCGUGAAUGACCCACGAGGGACCCCGAGCCCCUCCGCGGGCAGCGUCUCGCGGAGCCAGGUCUCCUCAGACUCGGGCGAUUGUUAGUUUCCUGGCUUGGGGGUGGGGCCGCACGCUCUUCAAAAUGCGGGUUCUCAGGCCGCGUUCCCCAAAAUGGCAGUUGAGGUGCGCAGGUUGCUGCCCCGUUGGAAGAUUACCUCCCAGGCCUUCCUUGCCCCGAGUGAUGAGCAGAUUGGCAUGGUACCCCGGGAAGCCCACGAGCCUGCGCAGUGCCUAUGCCCUUUGCUGGCCAGCUCGAAUGCCAAGGAUGUGCUUCGGAGAAAGCACAAGAGAAAGAGCCGACAGCACCAGCGGUUCAUGGCCCGGAAGGCCUUACUGCAGGGGCAGGGGCUGCUGAGCACAGCCCCGGACCCAGGGUCCUCCCCACCGCCCAUGUCUUCGGAGGCGCCCAUGCUCUCGGAAGCACCGUCAGGCCCUCAGGCUGCCAGCAACGGGAGGCAGCGUCCUAGGGCUGGACCUGGAGGUGCCCCAUGCAGCAGAAAGCCCACUCCCAGGGUAUGCACCGGGCCCCUGCCCAGCAAGUGCGUGGCUAUCGACUGUGAGAUGGUGGGCACAGGACCCCGAGGGCGGGUGAGUGAGCUGGCCCGCUGCUCCGUGGUGAGUUACCAUGGCGACGUCCUCUAUGACAAGUACGUCAGGCCUGAGAUGCCCAUCGUGGACUACCGCACUCGCUGGAGCGGCAUCACUCGGCAGCACAUGCGCAAGGCCAUCCCCUUCCAGGUGGCCCAGAAAGAGAUCCUCAAACUCCUGAAGGGCAAGGUGGUGGUGGGGCACGCCCUGCACAACGACUUCCAGGCCCUCAAGUACGUCCACCCGCGGAGCCAGACCCGGGACACCACUUACGUGCCCAACCUCCUCAGCCAGCCCGGCCUCCACACCCGGACCCGUGUGUCUCUUAAGGACCUGGCCCUGCAGCUGUUGCACAAGAAGAUCCAGGUGGGCCAGCACGGGCACUCGUCAGUGGAAGAUGCCAUGACAGCCAUGGAGCUGUACCGGCUGGUGGAGGUGCAGUGGGAACAGCAGGAGGCCAGCAGCCUCUGGACCCACCCUGAGGACAAAGAGCCUGACAGCAGCACGGACGUGGAGCAGUAUAUGGAGGACCAGUACUGGCCUGAGGACCUGGCCCAGGGCACCAGUGGAGGCACAGGGGAGGCACAGGACGGGAGGGCGUGAGGGAGGAGAAGUUUGCUGGUGGCCUCCCGGUGUGGGGAGUGGGGCGGGAAAAGCACCUCAUCUGGGCAGGGCAGGGUGCAGCCAGCUUCCUCCAGGGUCCAAGGAGUUGGGAUUAUCCCUCUUGACCCUUGUGUGUGCCCAUGGCACAGCCCUCUCCUGUCCUGGACUGUUGGUCCCCCUACCCUGUGGUUUAGCUAAUGGCACUUUACAGACACCAUAAAAAUGUCAGGUGGAGUAUGUACUAGGGCCCCUGCAGGAGUAGGGUGUGUGCCAAGACUGUCCCAGGCUGUCAGCUUCCCUACCCCCAAGCUGUGCUAUCUAAAGGGAUAAUGUCUCCUUGGGAGGGUGGGGCUGUUCUUCCAGACUCGGUGACUUGGGGUCAAGGCCUCUUCCUGUUCCACCACCUACCUCUUCCUCCAGAGUUAUGUCAGGUGCAGAGUAAACAUGCCCUGAAGCUUUAGCGCUAAGGCCACUCAGGAGACCAGUCUCCCUUUCUCUCCAAAUGGAACUCUGGCAGCAGCCCUCGAGGGAACUGUGCCAGGCUCCGAUGGCACAGCAGAGCCCACAGGCUCCUGGGGAACUGCCCCUCUGCUUGGCACUGGGAGCACCAAGCACUGUUCCAGGAGGGAAAGUGCAUAAGAUUUGGGUGGAGACUAGCAUAUGUAUUUUGACCCAAAUCAAGCAUUUCUCCUGCCUACUCAGCACUAGGUUCUCUUAAGCAAAAGCCUGAGAAACGAGGCAGCAAUUUGAAUUCUGGAACUCCUGUGCAGAAUGGCACCCAAGGGACUUUUAUUAAGAGCAAGGCCACCAGUCUGUAGGGGAGUGGAGUCUGCAUGUCUGCUGGGGCUGGGGCAGGGCAGCUAUGCAGUGUACCCACCCUCGGGCCAGUCCCCCCUCAGACACUUUGAUAAUCACUGUGGUGGUUGGAUUUCCUCCCAAAUUUUUAAAAAUGGUCUCGGGAUUUCAUCCCUCAUCCCUCCUUCCCUGUUUCCUAAGGUGCAGUUUUAGGGUGUUAGGGUAACGAAGAGACCUCAUAUAGACCUUUGAGCCCCGUCGUUGCUUGUCACAUAAUAGCUUUGAGACCUUAAGCAAGUAUGUGACUUCACUCUUGAGCCUGUUCCCUCAUCUAUAAAAUGGGGAAAAUAAUAUGACCUACCUCAUAGGGACGUCGAGAGGACGAAAUGCUAGCACUCAGCACGCCCGGCACACAGCGCCCUGUUCCGCUUGAGCUGCUGUUUUCCCUGAAGGAUUAGUUGCAGCCUCUUCAGGGUCACACCUGGUCGAGGGGCUUCGGCCCAGACAGAACUGUCCUUGCUUGGCUGUUCCAGCAGGUGGGACACUGGGCCAGGGUGAGGACACAGCGUGGAGGUUCAGGGCUCACAUCUUUCUCACCACUCUCUACCGCUGUGUGACCCGUGUGUACUCUGCAUCCCUCUGAUGUGUGCGGGAGGUGACUGUUUUUUCAUGUCUGUCAGAGAAACAGCAGGGCCAAGAAGGAAGAAACACUACUGAAACCACACUACUUCCAACCGGGGCCGCAGAUCGUUCGGUCAGCAGCUUUCCCCGUCCACUGAGCAAGGAGCUGGCUGAGUCACUGACCACUGCUGGCCUGGCUCCAGGACUUUGUUCUGGGUUCCUUAAGAGUUCAUAGCUGAUGCCAAACUCACAGCUGAGCAGUAGCUUCAAUUCUUUUGUCUGCGAGUUGAAGGAAGAUGGAGCUGUUACCAGUGUUCCAGAAAUGUCCUGGGUAUUAAAUCAGCAUUGUUGUAAGACUGUUCUAGAAUAAAACUUAAUUGGAAAA
Pteropus alecto (black flying fox) is the source of this 3220-nucleotide messenger RNA. RefSeq names its product apoptosis enhancing nuclease (gene AEN). Bases 340 to 1419 code for a protein of 359 amino acids. The transcript is spliced from 4 exons. Gene Ontology annotation, cellular component: nucleus. The record is from RefSeq and is a predicted model, not a curated record. NCBI's taxonomy places the organism in Eukaryota, Metazoa, Chordata, Mammalia, Chiroptera, Pteropodidae. Gene Ontology annotation, molecular function: exonuclease activity; nucleic acid binding.